AUGGCGGGCGCCGUGGGCCGGUUCGUCACGCGGACCUUCGAGGCCAUGCUCAAGGGGUGCGCCGCCAACCGCGGCAAGUUCGCCGUGCUGCAGCAAUCCAUCCAGUCAUACCUCGGUCUUGCCUACAACACUCUGACACUUCCAAUUAACCUAGCGUUUUAA
This is a messenger RNA of Miscanthus lutarioriparius, 162 nucleotides long. The record is from the annotation of a GenBank genome assembly. Lineage: Eukaryota; Viridiplantae; Streptophyta; Magnoliopsida; Poales; Poaceae.